GAUGUGAGGCCGACCGGGGUGUGGUUACUGUCCGCUCCCCUGGCUGUGAGUGUGCCGGUGUGGCCAAUGGAGCUAUCCGCUCCCAGAUCAGUUCCUGCGGGCAGCGACAGCGGCGCCAUGUUUCCUCCACCGCCGCCCGGGCUACAGACGGUGUGGAUGCGAAGGCAGCUCCUGCAGAGGUAAACCACCGAGCCUCCUCCUCCUCAUGAUGAGACGUGAAGCAGUUUUUGUCUCCGUUCAGGUCUCUGUUUGAGCUGGUGGAAGCUAGGGGUGGUCUGGCCUUAACGGACACCGCGAUGCUGGGAUGGUACCUCAGCCUGGCGCCAGAGGACCGGAGGAUCAUUCUAGGUGAAGGAGGCCUCCAAUUCUUCCUGCAGAAUCAUCCCAACCUGGAGGUGUUAGAGGAUUAUGUUUAUUUGAAGUAUCGUCUGCAGCAAAGUGAGACGUUGAAGGUGUUUCCAGGUGACUUUCAGAACGGAGCGAAUCGAUCGCAGCUACAGCUGCCUGAGGGCGUCCACAGUGACCCUGCCGUCCACCUGACCGGCCACGGCGACCCGCUCACACAGAACCAGAGCAGACUGAACAGCAGCACAGCAGCGACGCCUUUAGUCAUGGAGUCCGACCAAAGCAGACAGAGAGGAGAGUCCGGUUAUUGGAUCCACGACCCAGUAGCACACCACCAAAGUUAUGCUUCUACACUUCAGACACGGGCGGAGCUCCAGCCUCCUCCUCCUCCUCCUGCCGGCCCUACAGGAGGAGACCUGAGGAGAGAAUGGGAGAAAUCUCACAGCCUCAUUAAUGAUGACAGGAGCAUCCUGAUGUGCUUGACCAGUGAAAAUUUGUCCAUGUCAGAUGAUAAGGCUCCAGUUCAGCCAGUUUAUGACAACAGCUGCAACCCCCCCGGCGUAAAGAGGACUGCCGCUGCUUCCUGCUGUGAUGCAGGACUGGACUCCAAGCCGAAGAGCUUCACAUCGAUCAGCACUCAGACCGAAGCUCCAAGCUCAGCGGAGAAGAGCGUCAUGACUGUGGUUCUUAUGUCUGAUCUGGACUGUCUCUCUGAGGAGUUAAAAAGACUCCAGAUGCCUGAAGAAUGCAAUGAGCCAAAGAAAAAGAGCCAAAGAGCCGAAGACCUGCCUACAGAAACAAAGAACAUCCUGCAGAAACUGGAGAGGGACUAUAAGCUGCUGCAGCAGCAGCUCCUGAUGGGGGUUCCUCUGGAGCAGCUCAGUCCUCUGUGUGUGGACCCUAAGGUCACCCCCCCUGGAGCAGGUUCCUCCCCUGCACAGGUCAUCGGAAAGGACAAAGCCUGCCAGACAGGACUUCUGGUUGUUGUGGUAACUUUGACCUCUAACCUCUUUAGCCUGAGCCCCGGCCAGGAGGUGCAGAGGCCUGGGGAGAGUGGACGCCAUGAGGAGAGAAAGAGCUUCCAGACGCAAGACGAAAGCGAAGAAGCUGCUGAUCUGGCCAAUGAUGGACUCAUUAAGCAAACAGCCUCUGAGGAGCCCGGCACCGAUGAUAUUUGGUUCGACGCUAAAGAGGAGCUGAAUCUCCAAGAACUUGCAGCAGAGAACGGUCCGAAUUCAGACGUGGCCGACAAUCAAAGUUAG
This is a messenger RNA of Cyprinodon variegatus (sheepshead minnow), 1607 nucleotides long. RefSeq lists its product as uncharacterized. The transcript has 11 exons. The coding region runs from base 297 to 1607 and encodes 436 amino acids. The record is from RefSeq and is a predicted model, not a curated record. Lineage: Eukaryota; Metazoa; Chordata; Actinopteri; Cyprinodontiformes; Cyprinodontidae.